This is a messenger RNA of Cladophialophora psammophila CBS 110553, 2238 nucleotides long. RefSeq lists its product as uncharacterized. Bases 1 to 2238 code for a protein of 745 amino acids. The transcript has a single exon. The record is from RefSeq and is a predicted model, not a curated record. NCBI's taxonomy places the organism in Eukaryota, Fungi, Ascomycota, Eurotiomycetes, Chaetothyriales, Herpotrichiellaceae.
AUGGCUAUUGAAUACUCAUUGAGAAGAAUCGGUAUCUUGCGAAUUGUCACCCAGGAAAACUUCCGGGAAACCAUUCGACAAGUGUUUCAAUUCUCGGGAACAUCCGCAAGAGAAGUUCUAGGGCGUCAGGACAGCCCAUUCCGCGACCAGACUGAUCAAACAAUCUCAAUUGACCAAAUCAAAAUUUGGAUCGAUGUAUGCGAGCGAGAGCAUGGCGAUACAUGUGGUUCACUUACAUUGAGCAGCAGCAGUGCCGAAAUAGAGUAUCCAAUCCUCCUGAUCGAUGUCAACCUACGAUGUUUGGUUUGGUCUACAGCGGCCUCGCGGUAUUUAGCUCUCAGCUACGUCUGGGGCCAGGCUGACACUGCAGAGACAAUGAGAAGCAAUCUGGAAUCUCGAUUGAAGCCUUCUGGCCUGCCUCCUGCGUUACCUCAAACCAUCGAGGACGCAAUUAUGUUGACAAUGAAGAUGCAAGAAAAGUAUCUCUGGGUGGAUGCAUUGUGUAUUGUUCAAGACGACAUCAAAACAAAGCAUUCCAACAUUCAACGCAUGGACAAAGUCUACAGUAACGCGCUCGCAACAAUAGUCUGUCUGAACGGCAAGGAUGCAAAUGCGGGAUUACCUGGUGUGCGACCAGCGUCUCGGAAACCUCAGAACAUCGAAACAAGACAUUCAAGCAAGGAACCGUUCCAGCCAGAUCCAGCUUGGAUUCGGGAGUAUGAUGGAUUUUCAAGGAGCGACAAGCAAAAGCAUGAGUUGCUCACUGUCUGUCGAACCAUAUCCACUGAAAUGGAAAAUUGGUUCUGCGCAUUGGAUUAUCGUAUUCCCGAACAAUCCGAAGACUCAGGAGGACCUGAUAAUACUUCAGAGCACAAAGCAGCCCCAGACAAGCCGCCUUCGCAAGGUAUCCUUGCUGUGGUCUCACACCCACCUCCUUUGAAAUACGCUCUAGAGUCCUCGGUUUGGCAUAAUAGGGGUUGGACAUUCCAAGAAAGGCUGCUUUCCAGGCGUGGUAUCUAUUUCAGCUCCGACUAUGUCUAUUUUCAGUGCUGGAAGCAUACCCAAUGUGAGACUGGAGGAAAUAUUGUUACUUGGUCCGACAUCACGACUAGUCCCGAGUCAGGAAACGCAACUGAGCUGAUAAGAUCACGAGAGACAAAUCCUCUUCUCCAUUUCAGGUUUCCGCCUCCCCAAAAUCCUAUCGAAUUUCGACCCCAGGAGAAUCUGAGCAGAUUUGAAGACAUGGGAAUCGUAGCAAAGCAAGAUUUUGACGUCUACAAAGAUGUAAUAGAGAUGUAUACGAAGAAAGAGCUGUCAUAUUCGGCUGACAUCCUAAACGCGUUGGCAGGUAUUCUGGCAGUGAUUCAAGAUCGAGUUGGGGGUCAACUGAUUGCUGGCUGCCCUACAAGGUAUCUUGACCUCAGUUUCCUGUGGGCUCCAACGGAGCCUGCUGAUAGGCGGACGGCGGUGGGUGCCGGAGGCAGUAUGUUCCCAAGCUGGUCUUGGGCUGGCUGGACUGGAGCCAAGCAGUACGUCAUUAUGGAGGACGGCAAAAGGACGUAUCGAUCACUGCACCACGAAUAUGCCAGGACUGAAAUACGAGAAUUCUCCCUUCAUCACCAAGGCACCAUUCUGCACAUUCAUAAAAGUGCCGAGGAAACAGAAACUACUGAACCGCGGAAUCUUGGAUCGUCAACAAUGCCUCAAGAAGAGAGAUUCCCAAAAUACGUUCCAUAUUCUGAUUGCUUCCUUCAUGGCGUCUCGGGGCCUGAUUUUGGUCCUAACGUUCUCCAGUUCUGGACCGAAGCGGUGGACGCCAGCUGGUUUUCAGUAGGACAAAUCACAGGGCCAUCGCUCACCGACAAUGAGCACGCUAAUAUUACUACCAAACAGACUGUGUCCAAGUUAUUUGACUCCAAGAACCGAUACUGUGGCCUUAUUUUCAAGCAAACGGCAAAAAGGAGGCGCCGGCAGAAGCGGAACGGCAAUCUUCAGUUCAUUCUGAUUUCAAGCUUCGGCGAGUCGAGAGACAGAAGGUCCGGGUUCCAGACGACAGAUACCAGAUUGCGUCCCUUUGAUGAGGGGCAAUUUCCGUGGAAGGGGAAAGGAAGUGGUCUCGUGAAUUUGAUGUUGAUUGAAUGGUUCGACGAAGUCGCGGAAAGAAUAUCGGUGGCGCGAAUCCAUCGACAAGCUUGGGUCGAAGCCAGGCCGAUGACAAGACACAUUAGACUAGCAUAG